GGAACCGGAAAUACAGAUACUGCUCUGUCAAUAAACUGAGAGCAGUAGCCUCUUUAUGCUAACGGUGUUCGAAGGCUGUGUGGGAGGAAUUCAACUUCUAUUUGACCUCUUGUUUUGAUGGCUGUAUAAGUUUAUAGAGUUAGUGGAGCCUCAUCGAGAGCUAAUGUGAAAUACUUGAAAUACAGAACGUCAAAGCUAACGUUAGCUCACCGUUAGCUUGGAUAUUGCUGCGGUUUUGUAGACGCCUAGCUGCAGAGAGGAAUCUGAAGCUGACGUCCAGUACAGUAACAGAGGGAUCAUGGCUGACCCUGCCCGAAUUAAAACUGAAAUCCCACCUGAGAGAACAUCUUCCUCCAACGACGACCACCCUGACAUCAAACCAGAGGAAACUGAGAGUGGAUCAUCCACAGCAAAACCUUCAAAUGAAAACAAAGAGUCCUCAUCGCAAGAUGAACCCAAACAGGAGCUAAAAUCUGAAGCAACAGCUGGGGAGGACGAAGAUGAAGGAACCUCUGGUAAUCCUUCCAAAAAGCUGAAGGUGGAACCAGAGAAGAAAAAAGAGAAGCGCCAAAAGGUUGAUGAGGAUGAAAUACAAAAGAUGCAAGUUUUGGUGUCAUCGUUUUCUGAAGAGCAGCUGAAUCGUUACGAGAUGUACAGACGUUCUGCCUUCCCUAAGGCUGCUAUCAAGAGGCUGAUCCAGUCAAUAACAGGAUCAUCAGUGUCCCAGAAUGUGGUGAUUGCCAUGUCUGGUAUUUCCAAGGUUUUCGCCGGAGAAAUAGUUGAAGAAGCAUUGGAUGUUUGCGAGAAGUGGGGAGACACACCACCGCUUCAGCCCAAGCAUAUGAGGGAAGCAGUGAGGAGGCUGAAAAGCAGAGAUCAGAUCCCAAACUCUAAGCACAAAAACAUUCUCUUCAAUUGAGGAAACUGUCACCAGGAAGAGUUUGAGGAUCGUGGAUAACGGCGAUGUCAUAACGUGAUAUGGAACCACUGUAGUUAACUGGACCCUGGUUACUUCCCAUGUACUUACCGGUCACAAUUAGUGACUGUGGUAUUAGAAACAGAUGGGAAGGUCAAUGCUCUCAUCUGCUGUUUACCUGUUUGUGUGAACGAAAAAGCUGAGUGGGUCACUCAGUUCUUGUGUUGUCAAAUGACUCAUUCAUUAAGGUUGUAAAUAAAGUAUGUUUUCUAAUUGA
This is a messenger RNA of Notolabrus celidotus (New Zealand spotty), 1193 nucleotides long. It is a transcript of the gene taf11, whose product is annotated as TAF11 RNA polymerase II, TATA box binding protein (TBP)-associated factor. Lineage: Eukaryota; Metazoa; Chordata; Actinopteri; Labriformes; Labridae. The record is from RefSeq and is a predicted model, not a curated record. Gene Ontology annotation, cellular component: nucleus; transcription factor TFIID complex. Bases 299 to 919 code for a protein of 206 amino acids. Gene Ontology annotation, biological process: RNA polymerase II preinitiation complex assembly; transcription initiation at RNA polymerase II promoter. The transcript is spliced from 6 exons. Gene Ontology annotation, molecular function: protein heterodimerization activity; transcription coactivator activity.